Messenger RNA from Caenorhabditis sp. 36 PRJEB53466, 4454 nucleotides. Lineage: Eukaryota; Metazoa; Nematoda; Chromadorea; Rhabditida; Rhabditidae. The record is from the annotation of a GenBank genome assembly.
AUGGCGAAGUUCUUACGAGUAAGCGGACCCAAAAAUCAAGCUUCUCUGUUAAAAAUUAAAAAUUUUCAGCUUCAUGUAAGAGGAAUCCGAAGCGUUGGUGAUGAGGAUCAUAAUGUGCACAAAAUCGAGUUUCUCUCGCCGUGCACACUGAUUAGCGGACCGAAUGGAACUGGAAAAACUGUAACUUCAACUGAAAUUUUGAAAAUUUAGAAGCUUCCUUUCAGACCACAAUUGAAGCGCUGAAUUUUGUGACAACCGGACAGAUGCCGACGCAAAAGAAGCAAGCAUUCAUUCACAGUACUGAUGUAAAUUAAAACAUUAUCUGUGAAUAUACUUAGUUUCUGAUUCAGGUCGCCCGAAAGACACGUGUAGACGCUUCCGUCGCUCUGGAGUUUAUCGAUGUGAAGGGGAGAACUUGUACGGCUCUUCGGCGGCUUGUGGCCACUACUGGAGUUUGUAUUUCUACAAAAAAUGUGGAGAAUUUUAGAAUAUUUAGGCAAAAAACACGGCUCAAGCGGAAGAGCACACGUUGACCAUCAAAUAUCCGGACGGCACAACUCAGUCGCUCAACAGCAAAAUCUGCGACUUCAAUAAAGCUGUAAGUCAAGCUAAAAUGUUUUAAAAGCAGUCUGACUCUUCAGAUUCUUCAUCAUUUGGGAGUGCCGAAGUCGAUCUUCAAAUAUGUGAUUUUUUGUCACCAGGAGGAUUCGACGUGGCCGCUCAGCGAGCCCAGAGAGCUCAAAAAACGAUUCGACGACAUCUUCCAGCUGACCAAAUUCGUGAGAGCUCAGGAGAGAAUGAAGAAGAUAACGUGCGAUUUUGUGAGGCUUUCAUCGAAACUCCUUGAAAGUAAUCAUUUUUCUUCAGAAAAAAGAUCUGGAAGUGCAGGAAGGAAAUAAGAAGCUCGCCGAAAUGAUUCUCAAAGAUAAAUUGAUCACUUCUAAGAGUCGCGAUGAAUUUAAACUGAAAAUCACAGAUGGAGAGGAGACGUUAAAAAUGCUGAACGACCUGAAAGUGGAGGGCUUUCAGAAGAGCACAGAGAUGAAAGCGGCCAUCACGAAGCUCGAGAACGUCAUGAUUUCUAUCAGUGCGUCUAGUUUUAUAGUCAAGAUUACCAUUAUCGUCGUUUUUCAGCUAAAAAUGAAUUGGAACGUACGAAUCUUCUGAAGCAACUCGCGCUGAUACGCGUCGAACCGUAUUGUGGAACCGAAGAGGAGCUCGAGCAGGAGAUCCAGGACGUUCAGACCAACUCGGGCGGCCGCAAUUUCGCAGAGGAACGCGUCAGAAUCGAGAGGAAAAUGGCAAAGAACAACCAGGAAAAGCAGGAGCUGCAGAGCACCAAAACGGACGUGGAGAGCAAGAUUUCCAGUAUCAAAGCGGAGACUCUGGUGAUUAUUUUCAUGUGAUCUUAUUAGAAUUAGGAAAAUGAAUUACCCGUUUUCAGCACCGGCAAUCCCUCAAAAAAGACCUGCAAAAUCUGGAGAAAGCCCUGAGCGCCGAACUUUCCAUCGAAAACGACUGCCUGUUUGAUGUGGAAGUCGGAAAUGCAAUCAAAAACAAAAUUAGUAAAAUGAGCCAGAGAACGAGCGCUAUUGUCAAGUCCGCCGGCGAGAUUAACGCCAAUUUCCAGUCGGCACAGGCGGCGGUCACGAAGAUCGAGGUGGAGCUGAAGGCGUUGUACACGGAACGACAACGGUUGGAACGAGAAAUGGACGACCUGAAAAUGAAGAUAAAACAGGGCGAGAAUGCAACGGCCGGGAUGAAGGAGCUGCUGAAAAAGGAGGAAGACGUGCGCAAUACGUUGGAAUCACUGCCGGAAAUGGACGAGAAUGCGCUGAGCGACUGCAAACGGAAGAGAGAAAUUGUGCAGAAAGAGCUCGAUGGGCUCAAGAAACGAUGCUCAGCUGCGGAAGAAAACGCGGAGAAGGAGAAGGAAGUGACGAAACUUAGGCAGACGAUCUCGGCGAACAGAAGGAAGUUGGCGAAUUUCGAGCAGAAGCAUCAGACCAACUGGACCGGACUGUUCGGAAAGAUUCCCACGGCUCCGUGGGCUCCUGCUCUCGCUAAAACCUUCACGAAACUAAGGAAUGAGAGGAAAACGACAGAGGAAGCGCACAGAGAGGUCCAGCUGGACGUGCAGAAGCUCGAAACCACCCAACAACAGCAGAAGAAGUACGAAGAGAAGCUGACGGCCCAGGAGCUCAAACUCAAUGAGGAUAUCUUCGAUAAAUGCGCUUGUGAGCCGGAUGAAGUCGCCGGAAAACUUAAGGAUCUCCGCAAGAAGCUGAGAAAAGCUCGAAAGGAACUUGCGCCGAUCAGCGCGAAAGUCGAUCUGUACGACACGUGGAUUGAGAACUCGACGAGCAGUGGAUGCUGUCCGCUUUGCGACCGAGACUUCAACACGAAAAAGGAGAUCAAGGAGUUUACGAAAAAGCUACAGAACAUGACCCUGAACUUUCCAACAGAGCAGGAAGAAUUGGAAAAGGAGGUGGCCACGAUGGAGGAUCAAGAAGCGGUGCUUGUGAAGGCGGAAGGACAAGCUCUAGAGCUUGAAAAAGUGCUCACCGAGCUGAAGGAAGUCAGAGAGAAGGGAAGAGGUGUGCAGAAGGAAAUGAAGCUGGCGAAGAGGACGUUGAAGGAGAAGGAAGAGCUUCUGGAGGGCAUGAACGAGAAAAUAAAGCUUGCCGAGGACCUCCAAGCCGACGUGGGAUUGAUGGAUCAGCUGCAUCAACAAGUGACCGAAGAAGAGCAGAGACUCGGGAAACUGACUGCAAAACUCGAAGAGACGGGAUCAGAUAUGCAGGACGGAAAGACCUACGUGGAACUUCGCGAAGAGGUCGAAGAAAAGGAGAGGGAGUACAGACGACUCGUGCAAUCCGGAGAGGAGAUCCAGAAGGCGGGCGUCGAGCGGAAUCGACUGCAGGCCAAACUCAAUGAGCUCGGCUCUCAUCGGGUUUCCCUCGGAGAAGCGGCCGCUCAGACCGGAGCUUUUGCGGAGCAACUGGAGAAAAAACAGCAGGAGAUUCAGAAGUGUGUGAAGAAAACCGAGCAGAAAAGAGAGGAGGAUCUUCCGGAUGCCGAAUUCAGAAAAGAAGAAAUGCAGCGAGCGCUAGAUUCAAAAGAGAAGGAGCGGAAAAUUGCCGAGAUGGAAAUGCAGUUGAAGAAGAUGGAUUUGGAGCAGAAACAUAAGCAGUGGAGCCAGCUCACUCUCAGUGUGGCGGAAGGAGCCAAAUGUGAACUACGACUUCAGGAGCAGGAGAAGAGCCUGCAAAGUGUGAACGAACGGAUCGAAGAGAAUCAACAGCGGCAGAAGCGGUUCGAGGAGGAUUUCCGGACGAUCAACGGCUCGCAAAACAAGCAGCUGGUGCUUGAGGAUCAGCGACAGCGCAUGCGGAUUGAGAGGAGGGUUCGAAGUGUCGAGGAAAAGCUGAGGAGACUCGCUGAGAACGGAAUCACCGAGGAACAGAUUACCGCGAUGAAACAAGAGCAUUCGGAACUGCAGAAGAAAAUCAGUCAGCGAGGAAACGAGGAGGUAAAGGUGCUGACUCAGAAUCAAGAGUACGAAAAGCAGAAGGCGGCGGCCGAGACGAAAUUGGCGACGAAAGAGUGUCAGAAGGCGGAGACCAACUAUCGGGACGCCCUGCUCGAAAUUGCGCUUCUCUCGGAGACCAUCAACGAUCUGAACAAGUACCGGCAGUGCCUCGACGUGUCGCUCAUUCAGUUCCACACGGAAAAGAUGUCGGCCGUCAAUGUGAUCAUCGACGAGUUGUGGCGAAAAGUGUACAAUUCGACAGACAUCACCACUAUUCGCAUAAGGUAUUCAUCGGAAACCUGGAGAAAUGUUUUCUUUCAUCUGUUUUUUUUUCACAGAUCGGACAACAAAACGGACACGAGUUCUCGAGGUUCCUACGACUACAACGUGAUGAUGGUUCAGGAGAGUGGCUCGGAGGUGGAAAUGCGUGGGCGGUGCAGUGCGGGACAGAAGAUGCUUGCCUCGCUUCUCAUUCGCAUUGCCCUCGCCGAAGUGUUCGGAGGGCUGUGCUCGAUGAUCGCGUUGGACGAGCCGACCACCAAUUUGGAUGAGUCUAAAGUGGGCUCCACAAUUUUCCAGCAAAAAACCGAACGAUUUCAGGUGGACGGAAUGGCGAAUGUGCUGAACGAUCUGAUUGAGGCGAGACGUGGAUUCGACGAGAGCGGAAACAGAAGAGGGAGAGAGAUGCAGGCAGGAUUAAGAAAUUUGAGAAAAUGUGGAUGAAAAGUGAUCUUAAAUUUUGCAGAUGGUCGUAAUCACUCACGACGAACGACUCGUGAAUAAACUGACAAUAGGCUGCCGUCCCGAAUACAUUUAUUGCCUCGGAAAAGACGAGCACGGAGUGAGCUUCCUGUCGAAGCGAAUGCCGGACGGCCGCGAAGUGCGCGUGACGAAGCGCAAACCGGUUCAGGAUGUACUUUGA